UGUACCGUGUCUCGCGCAAAGCGCGCACCGCAGCAACUAGACGCAACGCAACAUCGAAUACAGAAAGUCAGAAGGAAUUAUUGUAAAAGUAAAUACUCAAUAAGGCAAAAAAACACAAAAAAACUAGAAGAAUUCGUUGAGAAAAAGCGAAACUACAACGACCAACAUUAAAGUGUGAGGGAUCGCUACAAAAUGCCUCAGACCAAUUCCCACAAUGCCGCAGAUGCCAUCGAACAAAAGUUACUCGGCAUACUCGCGGCACAGGAUCUAGGCGAUAUAACACAAGAACUAUGCGAUUUCUCCCUCGAAGAACAAAAUGCAACAGCCGAGGCUCAGGGUAUACAACCAAGCGCUGCGGCCGACUACAUACCCGUGUUGGGCAAAUCCGUGACCUAUAUUGUAGCCUGUGUGUUGUUUAAUGAGCGCGAUGAGGUACUCAUGAUGCAGGAGGCUAAGCAAUCUUGUGCUGGUAAAUGGUAUCUCCCAGCUGGACGCAUGGAGAAAGGUGAAACCAUUUGUGAGGCAGCUGUGCGUGAGGUGUACGAGGAGACUGGCCUUAAUGUGGAACUCACCACACUUUUGGCCAUUGAGGUUGCGGGUGGUUCUUGGUUCCGUUUCGUGCUCACUGGCCGCGCAACUGGUGGCAUACUGAAAACACCCGCACAAGCGGACAAUGAAUCGUUGCAAGCUAAAUGGAUUUCCAGGCUCUCCGAAUUGCCGCUGCGCGCCAAUGACAUUCUUAAUCUAAUUGAUAUUGGACGCUCCUACAAAGAGCGCGCUUCGGCACCACAGGCGCUAAUGCACCAUCCAGACGUUUUACCAACCAAAUACUCACACCACAAGAACUACUUGCGCGUAGUGGCAGUCAUACGCAAACGCGCCACCAAUUCAUUGAAUGUACUCGUUAGUGAAAAGAUAAUUUUUGUCUACUUAAUUUUUUCAGAUUAA
Messenger RNA from Rhagoletis zephyria (snowberry fruit fly), 948 nucleotides. RefSeq names its product 8-oxo-dGDP phosphatase NUDT18-like. The record is from RefSeq and is a predicted model, not a curated record. NCBI's taxonomy places the organism in Eukaryota, Metazoa, Arthropoda, Insecta, Diptera, Tephritidae. Gene Ontology annotation, molecular function: 8-oxo-dGDP phosphatase activity; 8-oxo-GDP phosphatase activity.